AUGUUCUCCAAGUAUGAUUUUAUAAAGGAUAUAAAUCCUACCAAGGAAGACUGGGGGAUUAAAGUUAGGAUGAUUAGGUGUUGGAAGGUUCCCAAUUUUCACAGGAAGAAUUUUGAUGAUAAUGUGGACAUGAUUCUGAUGGAUGAACAUGGUGGAAAAAUACAUGCCACUGUUAAAGGAACUUUGCAGGUCCGCAAAAAAAUUCGAGAAGGAGAUGUUUAUUUCGUGAAAAAUUUUGGAGUUGGAUUGAACGCCGAUAUGUUCAGGCCGACUGGGCAUGAAUAUCGUCUGUCUUUCAACUUGAGAACUGAUGUGAAAUCCACGUUUGAUGCUUCUAUUCCUGACGACGGUUUUGAUUUUGUUGAUUUUGAGCUUAUUGAGAAGGAAGCACCCAACUCUCCUUAUUUAGUAGGUGUUGUUGGUUUACUCACAAGAGUUGGGGAUGUUGUUGAGCAUGUUGUCUCCGGUAGGAAGACCAAAAUGAUUGUCUUAGAACUUGGCAACCUCAUGUAUUAA
Messenger RNA from Gastrolobium bilobum, 516 nucleotides. RefSeq names its product replication protein A 70 kDa DNA-binding subunit D-like. The coding region runs from base 1 to 516 and encodes 171 amino acids. The record is from RefSeq and is a predicted model, not a curated record. The transcript has 3 exons. NCBI's taxonomy places the organism in Eukaryota, Viridiplantae, Streptophyta, Magnoliopsida, Fabales, Fabaceae.